AUGAACCAAUUUUUACUAAGUCGAAGGCAAAGACACCUUCGUGUGAUUUGCUUUCAUAACAUAAGUCUCUUUAAGACCAACGGAAACUCUUUGUUGAUGAAAAAGUAUGGUGGUUUGUUCGUGCCAUGCUUUUUUGUUUUAGAAUCUAUAAGGGGAGAAUUGCUUUAUGUGAGCGAGGUGCAAUCGGAUUCCUUACGUAAACUCUGUUUCCAGGAAUUACCAAAACUGACUGGUGCAUCUACUAUGAUUAUAUUAAAAUUGGUAGGACGGGUUCCGAGUGAAGUUUUGUGUGAAAUAAGUUUUGAUAAAAGGAGCAGCCUUGGCGAUAAAUGGUGUAUUUUAUGCACUUACACAAUAGAUCUUAAUAAGCUACAACCUAUCAAUGAAGACGCGGUUUUAAUUACAGGCACUAACACACCAGUACUUGGCUUGAUAGACGGAUCUUACACAUUAUUAAUAGAAAACACUAAACCGAUAAAGGGGCCUGUCAGUUUGCACAAAAGGAAUAUAAGUCAAGUCAAGAUCAAAUCUUCACUGGCAUAUAGUUCUUUGCUCAAAUUGAAUAAGUUAUUAGAGUAUUCUUCACAAGUUCAUGAAGAAAUCAAUGACAUCUCCAAAAAAAUAGAACAGGGCUUUCCGUUGCAUAAAAACCAAAACCAUUGGUACAUAAAAACUGUACAGAAGUCUAUAAAGUCUCUACAAAGUGAGACAUUACAAAGGAAAACAAAAAAAACACAUAUGGAAAUGACACAACUCGAGAAUAGUGACACUAUCAAUCAUUCCAAAACUGAAUUAUCGUUGAUAUCACAAGAUGAGCCCAUAAACGAUGACUAUGGAAGCAUAUACUCUAGAUUCGUUCAAAUCAAGGAUAGAUUGGAUCAAUUAAGGUUCAAAAAAUUAUAUCAGCUGGUAAAAAUCUUUCAUUCAACAGACUUGUUUAACCCGGAUAGAGGUUUUGUUCGCUUCAACAGGCCUUCUAGCAUAAGCAAUAUUAUCAACGUGCUCAACCUAAAACCCCUAAACAUCGGAAUCUUAUUUAGACAAGCUGAUGAAUCUGCAAGGCACAGAGAAUAUAUAAACAGCCAAUUGGGUUAUUAUCUUUUAUUUCUCCAUUUGACAGCAACUCAAAUCUUCAAAGCCCCUUUACCCUAUAAACUAAUGUAUUAUGGCAGUACUUCAGUGAUCGAAAGUCAGUAUCCGUUCUACUUUACUGAUUCAAUGAUCGCCAAACAUCAGGCAAAACUGAUUAGAGCAAUGCAUUACUUUAAUGCUGACAUUUUACAAUUUAAGCAAGUAUUGGAGAAUUACUGUCCAACAUAG
Messenger RNA from Saccharomyces mikatae IFO 1815, 1320 nucleotides. RefSeq names its product Vps38p (gene VPS38). The transcript has a single exon. Gene Ontology annotation, cellular component: phosphatidylinositol 3-kinase complex, class III, type II. The coding region runs from base 1 to 1320 and encodes 439 amino acids. The record is from RefSeq and is a predicted model, not a curated record. NCBI's taxonomy places the organism in Eukaryota, Fungi, Ascomycota, Saccharomycetes, Saccharomycetales, Saccharomycetaceae.